This is a messenger RNA of Cucumis melo (muskmelon), 2348 nucleotides long. Its product is annotated as subtilisin-like protease 4. Gene Ontology annotation, biological process: proteolysis. Gene Ontology annotation, molecular function: serine-type endopeptidase activity. The record is from RefSeq and is a predicted model, not a curated record. The transcript has a single exon. Lineage: Eukaryota; Viridiplantae; Streptophyta; Magnoliopsida; Cucurbitales; Cucurbitaceae. Bases 10 to 2277 code for a protein of 755 amino acids.
GAAAGAAAAAUGGUUGUUCUUCCUUUCCUCUCUAUUUUUUUCUUGCUCAACAUUGAGAGCCAUGUUGCGGCAAAAGUUGAGCUUCCAACUACUCCCCUCCAAAGCAAACUUCAAACCUACAUUGUCCAUGUGGAGCAGCCAAAAAUCAGACUUGUGGGUGAAUCCUCAAACGAUCAUAUUGAAAGUUGGUACAUGUCAUUCAUACCGAAGUCGACAGAGACCACUGUCGAGCAGCCGCAGUUGCUUUAUUCGUAUCGAAAUGUAAUGAGUGGCUUCUCUGCAAGACUUACAAUAGAACAAGUGAAGGCUAUGGAGAAGAAGGAUGGUUUCAUAUCAGCAAUGCCUGAAACUAUAAUGAGUCUGCACACAACUCAUACCCCUGAAUAUUUGGGGUUGAACCAACAAUUUGGGAUAUGGAAAAAUUCAAACUUUGGUAAAGGAGUGAUCGUAGGAGUAUUGGAUACUGGAAUUCAUCCAAAUCAUCCUUCGUUUAACGAUGAAGGAAUGUCGCCACCACCGGCGAAAUGGAAAGGGAAAUGCGAAUUUAAUAGCUCUUUAUGCAAUAACAAAUUGAUUGGUGCAAGAACUUUCAACCUUGGAAACAAUUUCUUGAUGGAGGAAUCACCAAAUGAUGAAAAAGGACAUGGCACACACACUGCAAGCACAGCUGCUGGUGCCUUUGUGGAAGACGCUGAAGCUUUAGGAAAUGCUAAAGGCAAGGCGGCUGGUAUAGCGCCUUUAGCUCACCUUGCAAUUUAUAAAGUUUGUUCCGGUAAACGUUGCCCGAGUAGUGACGUAUUUGCGGGGAUAGAUGCCGCUAUUGACGAUGGUGUCGAUGUGCUAUCGAUCUCACUUGGGUCUCGCUCGGUUCCCUUUUUUAAGGACAACAUAGCCGUAGCCACAUUCGGAGCAAUUCAAAAGGGGAUUUUUGUGAGUUCUUCUGCAGGAAAUUCAGGGCCUUUAAAUAGUACGUUAUCUAAUGACGCUCCAUGGAUUUUAACAGUUGGAGCAAGUACGAUUAAUCGAAGAAUCGUGGCGGUUGCCAAGCUUGGAAAUGGGGAACAAUAUGAAGGUGAAUCUCUUUACCAACCAAAUGACUUUCCAUCCAAAUUUUUACCACUUGUUUAUGCUGGAAACAGAGAGAACAAAACCUAUGCAUUUUGUGGUGAAGGUUCACUUGAAAAUAUGGACGUAAAAGGUAAAGUGGUUGUGUGUGAAGGAAAAGGAGGAGUUGGGAGAGUUGCAAAAGGAUUAGUAGUGAAAAAUGCUGGUGGGGCAGCCAUGAUUCUCAUAAAUCAAGAAGAAGAUGGAUUUAGUACUCUGUCUGAAGCUCAUGUUCUUCCAGCAACACAUGUUAGCUAUAAAGCAGGAGUCUUGAUCAAAUCCUACAUAAACUCAUCACAGAACCCAACUGCAUCAAUCUCAUUUAAAGGAACCGUAAUUGGAGACGGGGAUGAUUUUUCAGCUCCAUCCAUGGCUUCUUUCUCUUCUCGAGGCCCCUGUCUCCCUAGCCCUGGGAUCUUGAAACCUGACAUAACAGGCCCUGGCGUCAACAUUCUCGCAGCUUGGCCAUUCCCAUUAGACAACGACACGAACACCAAAUCGACAUUUAAUGUUAUUUCAGGAACAUCAAUGUCUUGUCCUCAUUUAAGUGGGAUUGCAGCAUUGAUCAAGAGUGUUCAUCCUAAUUGGUCUCCUGCUGCCAUUAAAUCUGCCAUUAUGACUACUGCAAACAUAAAAACUCCUCAAGGGGAACCAAUUACGGAUCAAGAUUUGCAACCGGCGAACUUUUUUGCGAUGGGUGCGGGACAUGUCAACCCAUCAAAGGCAGCUGAUCCAGGAUUGGUUUAUGACAUUCAACCUGAUGAUUACAUUCCUUAUCUUUGUGGUUUGUACAAAGAUGAAGAAGUUUCAAUUAUUGUUCAUAGAACAGUGAUUUGCGGAUUAGUACUGAGUAUUCGAGAAGGGGAUUUGAAUUAUCCUUCGUUUAGUGUUGCGUUGGGAGGGCUGCAGACGUUUAAAAGAACAGUGACAAAUGUGGGUGAAGCGAACUCGGUUUACACCGCCAUAGUUGAGGCGCCGUUGGGAGUGUCCAUGACGGUCAUGCCGAGAAAAUUGUUCUUCUCGAGGGUCAACCAAACAAUGACGUUUACGGUGACUUUUAAUCGGAUUAGAUGGGUUAAAAUCGUAGGUGAAUUUGGUGAAGGAUAUCUCAAAUGGGUUUCUAAAAGUAAAAAAUAUGUUGUGAGGAGUCCUGUUUCUGUUAAGUUUAUUUAAGCUUCAAAUGUAGUUGAAAAGAGAAAAGACUGUUAAUUACGGGCGAGCUAAGGCCAUGGCUAUUUUAAUUA